AUGCCUCUGUCUGACCCGGGAACAUCUCACUGUAAGCGUUUUAUUACAAUUGCUAAAAGUGAAGGAAGAACGGGCAACGAUUUGUUUCAAACUGCUACAAUUUUGGGAUUGGCAUAUAGAUAUGAUUUAAUACCAGUUAUUCCUUCAUCGUACCCCUUAAACAAGUACUUUGACUUACCUAAUAUUGUUGAUUUGAAGAAGAGAAAAUUGUCAAAUAAUGUAUUCCUUCAUGCAAAUGAAGUGGCAAUAUAUAGAAACUUCAGUAAAAGACUUAAAGCAGAAUCUCACAACUUUACCAUGGUAGGUUGUUUUCAAUCUUGGAGAUAUUUUAAUACAGAACGAGAUAUUGUUCAAAACGCACUACGAUUGAAAUCUGUACAUUUUCACAACGCUGAAAAGUAUAUGAAAAUUAUUAACCCUAAAGGCUAUAAACAGGUUACAAUUCAUAUCCGUCGUGGGGAUUUUAGUGCCCCAGAACGAUUAAAAAGAGGAUAUGCCGUAGUAGAUGCUAAAUUUGUUGACAAAGCCAAGAACAUAUUACAACAAAACACAUCUGACAUUGUAUUUUAUGUGGUUACAAAUGACAAGAAAUGGUGUGAAGAGAACUUGAAAAAUGUCCAUAUAAGUCCAUUCGACAAUCCUGGUGACGAUCUGGCAAUUAUGGCCUUGAGUGAUCACGUGAUAGUGUCAGCAGGAACAUUCGGCUGGUGGGGAGCUUGGCUAGCAGGAGGGACAGCUGUUUAUUAUAAAGAGUUUCCUCGAUCAAAAAGUUAUAUAGCAACCCUUUUUAAUAAAUAUGAUUAUUACCCACCAGAUUGGAUAGGUAUUAGAUGA
This is a messenger RNA of Ruditapes philippinarum (Manila clam), 834 nucleotides long. Its product is annotated as galactoside alpha-(1,2)-fucosyltransferase 1-like. The transcript has a single exon. Lineage: Eukaryota; Metazoa; Mollusca; Bivalvia; Venerida; Veneridae. The record is from RefSeq and is a predicted model, not a curated record. Gene Ontology annotation, cellular component: membrane. Gene Ontology annotation, molecular function: galactoside 2-alpha-L-fucosyltransferase activity. Gene Ontology annotation, biological process: carbohydrate metabolic process. Bases 1 to 834 code for a protein of 277 amino acids.